AGAACGUUGCCAAUUAAGGAGGAAUGGAUUUCAUACCCCCCGUUUAAUGUCUGUGAAGAAAUUAUUCAAUGGUGGAAUAGCAACCAGAGCUACACUUCAUCCAAUUCCAAUCCUAAUCUAUUGCCUGCAACGAUGUCGUUGUCUGUGUCAACCAACCCCACGGCGAGGGAUCGGAGUUACCAUUUAGAACCUGUUAAAAGCAAUCCUGGCAGAGUAUCCAGUUACUACCCAAGUACGGUACCCAACUCGCAGUUCAUGGAUGUGUUCAGGAGCGCACAGAGUAUCUUCCAUCCUCUCAAGUCCCUCGGACGGCUGGUCACGGACACUCAAGCAGUUAUGCCUUUCAGCUUCAAUGGAGUCCCGUCCUUUUUCAAUCACAAUAGCCACCAGACAUCUGUCCUUCAAGAGCAAGUCUAUAACGUGUCAAGCAUUCCGUAUUUCAACAGAAUGCCGCCAACCCAACAUACCGUGUACUCCAAGCACGAGGAAGUAGUCACCAGAGCUGCCGGACGCAUAGCUGGAUCACUGUCGGAAUUCAGCAGUCCAUCGAGCGAGAAAUCGUCUUCUCCUUCGAAGGACAGUUUCUUCUAUCUGCGCAACUCCAAUUCAAUCAUUGAGAAAACGAACACUUUUUGUUUCAGUGAAGAAGAUCUCUUCACAGUUCUCUACGGUUACUCUAAAAAGCAGGAGCAAAACACGGGCCAUGCCAUAUCUGGCUUGGUCUUCCCUGGAAACACAGUGCCUGAAAAUCACUUUCAGCUCCUGGAUACAGAAGCACUCGAACUACCUGAGGGAUUAUGUAUACUUCAGACAAAGUAUGGAGAUGUUCCGCACUAUGGGGUUUUUGCAAACAAAAGCGCCAUUCCAAAAGGGACAAGGUUUGGCCCUUUCCAAGGGAAGUUAGUGAAUACCAGCGAGAUCAAGACGUAUGAUGACAAUACAUUGAUGUGGGAGAUCUUUGAGAAUGGGCGCUUGAGUCACUUUGUGGACGGCAGGGGAUCUUCGGGGAACUGGAUGUCUCUCGUAAAGUGCGCCCGAUUUCCAGAGGAGCAGAACCUCAUAGCCAUUCAAAGCCAGAGUCAGAUCUUUUACGAGACCUGUAAGGAAAUUCGACCACAGCAAGAGCUGCUUGUCUGGUAUGGUGACUGUUAUGUGCAAUUUCUUGGAAUCCCACUGACACUGAAGGAAAUGAUCAACGAGCGAAACACACUUCUUUCAUCAGAAGAUUCAGAGGGUUUCAAAUGCGAUCGAUGCGGGAAGGUCUUCGCCUAUAAAUACUACAGAGAUAAACAUUUAAAAUACACACGGUGCGUGGAUCAGGGAGACAGGAAGUUCCCCUGUCAUCUUUGUGACCGGUCAUUCGAAAAGCGAGAUCGACUCAGGAUUCACAUUUUGCACGUUCACGAGAAACACAGGCCUCACAAGUGUUCUGUGUGUGGAAAAAGUUUCUCUCAGUCUUCCAGCCUGAACAAACACAUGCGCGUGCACUCAGGAGAGCGACCAUACAAGUGUGUUUACUGUAACAAGGCAUUCACGGCCUCAAGCAUCCUACGGACGCAUAUAAGGCAGCAUUCUGGUGAGAAGCCUUUCAAAUGCAAGCAUUGCGGGAAAGCCUUCGCCUCUCACGCUGCUCACGAUAGUCACGUGAGGCGAACCCAUGCCAAAGAGAAACCACACGCUUGUGAAGUAUGUGGAAAUGCAUUCCAGGAAGUACAAGAACUCAAAUAUCACAUGCAAAGUCAUAAAGCGGAGCGACCACUUUUAGAUGCUACCCUUCCGUCACCGAUUUCGCCAAAGCACUCUUCAGAAGAUGUUGAUUUGUUUUCCAUAAGCAAAGAAUGCUCUAGGACACAAAAUCAACUGGCUGAAAAUUACUCAUACACUGGACUUACUUCACUAAACCCAGAAUACCGACCGUGGAAUUAAUCGUGAGGACAAGACUGACCUCACAUUCAGUACGAUUAAAUCUGCUGCUACAGAUUUUUCUUCUUUUUUUUUACAAAGA
Anguilla anguilla (European eel) is the source of this 2005-nucleotide messenger RNA. It is a transcript of the gene prdm14, whose product is annotated as PR domain containing 14. Bases 133 to 1926 code for a protein of 597 amino acids. Gene Ontology annotation, molecular function: protein binding; RNA polymerase II transcription regulatory region sequence-specific DNA binding. Gene Ontology annotation, cellular component: nucleus. The record is from RefSeq and is a predicted model, not a curated record. The transcript is spliced from 9 exons. Gene Ontology annotation, biological process: regulation of transcription by RNA polymerase II. NCBI's taxonomy places the organism in Eukaryota, Metazoa, Chordata, Actinopteri, Anguilliformes, Anguillidae.